Molecule: messenger RNA, 561 nt
Organism: Penicillium pulvis
Lineage: Eukaryota; Fungi; Ascomycota; Eurotiomycetes; Eurotiales; Aspergillaceae
Exons: 1
Coding region: 1-561 (186 amino acids)
Biological process (GO): chromatin remodeling
Cellular component (GO): Ino80 complex
Source: RefSeq, a predicted model, not a curated record
AUGCCUCCCGCAACCCCCGCCAACGACGAGGCGCACCAGCAGCUGAUGAACCAGCUGGACAUCGGCCACCUCCACAAGCCAUUCCGCAACCCACACUGGAAGCCCUCCCAGCGUCGCAAUCGAAACCUCAAGCAGAUCAUCGCGGAGAGUGCCCGGAAAGAAGCGUCCGUAAUGGCAACUCAAGCCAACUCGGGCGCGACCACCCCCUUCACUGCCACGGGCAGCACAACGGCCGAUGGAACACAAACCCCAGCAGAAGGAGCUGGCAAGACCCCCAAUCUGGCACAAGCUUCUCAAAAUCUGUCCUCCCUAGUUCUGGAGAAGAAUGCGCGCGCCAAUUUUCCGACCGUCACCUAUACCAACAUCGAAUCUGCGCCAUCGCUGAGCGCGGCUAAUCAUCGCCAUUACUGCGAUAUCACCGGGUUGUCCGGCCCCUACACCGACCCCAAGACACGUCUGCGGUAUCACAACAAAGAGGUCUUCGGAGUGAUCAGGACACUGGCACAGGGCGUACCAGAGACCUACCUAGAAGCGCGUGGGGCACACACCGUCCUGAAAUAA